Leptopilina boulardi is the source of this 402-nucleotide messenger RNA. Its product is annotated as circumsporozoite protein-like. The transcript is spliced from 2 exons. Lineage: Eukaryota; Metazoa; Arthropoda; Insecta; Hymenoptera; Figitidae. The record is from RefSeq and is a predicted model, not a curated record. The coding region runs from base 1 to 402 and encodes 133 amino acids.
AUGAUCCUCGAGCCAAACCUGAGCCUUGAGCCAUACAUGAGUCUCGAGCCAAACUCACGCGUUGAGCCUAACGUGAGUCUCGAUCCAAAGCCAAGCCUCGAGCCAAAGCCAAACCUUGAGCCAAACUCACGCCUUCAGCCUAACGUGAUCCUCGAGCCAAAGCCAAGACUCGAGCGAAACUCAAGCCUUGAGCUUAACCCAAGCCUCGAGCCAAACAUGAGCCUCGAGCUAAAGCCAAGCCUCGAGCCAAACUUAAGCCUUGAGCCAUACAUGAUCCUCGAGCCUAACUCAAACCUUGAGCUUAAUGUGAGCCACGAGCCAAAGCCAAGCCACGAGACAAAUUCACGCCUUGAGCCUAACGUGAGCCACGAGCCAAAGCCACGAGACAAACUCAAGCCUUGA